Molecule: messenger RNA, 2156 nt
Organism: Hibiscus syriacus
Lineage: Eukaryota; Viridiplantae; Streptophyta; Magnoliopsida; Malvales; Malvaceae
Product: probable folate-biopterin transporter 3
Exons: 5
Coding region: 142-1653 (503 amino acids)
Cellular component (GO): membrane
Source: RefSeq, a predicted model, not a curated record
AGUUCGAUUUCCUCAUUAAAUAUCGGGAGUCUCUUUGGAUCUUCCCUUUAAUUCUAUAUCUCCAACUCCAGGGUCCCAAAAUUUCCGUGUUUUGAACUAUCUCUAGUCAAAUACCCAGUUCAAAAAAAUCAUUUUUUAGCAAUGAUGGAAGAACAAGAAGAAACAACAGAGACAAAACCACUUCAUCAGGAUGCAUCAGAUAGCCAUGUGAGAAGGAAUAACCCCAAAAAGGGUUUUCUGGAAACGGUGUUAAAACCGAUAAAAUGGUUGAAAAUGUUGAGUGAAGAGUUGCAUUGGAGCUUUGUGUUGGGAGUGGUAAUAGUGUAUGGAAUCAGUCAGGGUUUUGGCGUGGGAUUGAGUAGAGUUAGCACACAGUAUUACAUGAAAGAUGAGCAGAAGGUGCAACCCUCUAAAGCACAGGUCUUGAUCGGGGUAAUCCAUUUGCCUUGGAUUGUUAAGCCUCUUUGGGGCCUGCUUACUGAUGUUGUACCCAUUCUUGGUUACCGGAGACGCCCUUAUUUCGUUUUUGCUGGGGUUCUUGGUGUGAUCUCCAUGCUAAUUCUGUCACUACACCAGAAUCUGCAUCUUGGAUUCGCCUUGUUAUCUUUGGUGGCAGGAAGUGCUGGUAUUGCAAUUGCAGAUGUGGCUAUCGAUGCCUGUGUCACACAGCAUACUAUAAGUCAUCCUUCCCUUGCUGGUGAUAUGCAGAGCUUGUGUGGGCUGAGCUCUUCUAUCGGAGCAUUGUUAGGAUUCUCGCUUAGUGGCUUUUUUGUUCACCUAGCUGGAGCUAAGGGUGUAUUUGGGUUGCUUAUUGUCCCUGCUAGCCUUGUUGUUUUGGUUGGAAUCUUGUUGAGAGAAUCCAGUGUGCGCAACUUUGCUUAUGGAAGAGUGAAGGAGAAGUUUCUAGAUGCUAGCAAGGUUAUGUGGACAACUCUGAAAUGCCGGGAUGUUUGGAGACCAUGUUUAUACAUGUACUUGUCUCUUGCACUAGGCUUGCAUAUCCAUGAAGGGAUGUUCUACUGGUACACAGAUGCAAAAGACGGCCCAUCUUUCUCACAGGAAAUUGUUGGAUCCAUAUUCUCUGUAGGUGCUGUGGGCUCUCUUUUUGGGGUCCUUCUAUACCAGAACUUUUUGAAAAAUCAUCCUUUUCGUGAUAUACUGUUUUGGGCCCAGCUGUUGUAUGGUAUAUCUGGAUUGCUCGAUUUGGUAUUGGUGUUGCGUAUAAAUUUGAAACUUGGUAUGUCAGAUUAUUUCUUCGUGGUGAUUGAUGAAGCUGUCUCUCGUAUGAUUGGGCGUAUUAAAUGGAUGCCUUUUCUUGUACUCAGCUCCAAGCUUUGCCCAUCUGGUAUAGAAGGCACUUUCUUCGCUCUAAUCAUGUCAAUCGAUCAUAUAGGGCUACUUUCAUCAGCCUGGUCAGGAGGCCUAGUGCUCCAUAUGCUGAAUGUUACACGAACACAAUUUGACAACCUUUGGAUAUCCAUCAUCAUCCGGAGCCUGUUAAGACUUAUCCCAAUUGGGUUCCUAUUUUUGAUACCUAGAAGUGAUCCCAACCUGUCCAUCCUUCCGUCUGAGACGUUGAGGAGAAAACGGGUAAAUGAUGUACUUGAACCAGAAAAUAUUGAAAUGGCUACCCUUGUCUUAGCAUCUGACUAGACCCUGGGCUGGUAUUUAAGACUUCAGGAGAACAAGUAAUAAUGAAUAUGGUUAUCAUAUUAUCUAGUUGGACCUCUCCAUUCCAAAACUAAACAUCCUAUUUUCGAGUUGGAAAGUUGUAGCAAUUAUCGUUUAGAAUGUCUUAGAUAUGCAAGGACACACUCUUUUUUGUUCCUAAUCACUGUGCUUCGUGAGGUAUAGUUGCCUUAGAAUCAUUUGCUGAAGAAUCUAAACCUAUGCUCAAGGACAAUAACUCAGGGUUCAAAUCAUCAGGAACUUCUUUCUUUUCUCAGAUGCCUCUUUGUCCGAAGCAUUUAAUACUGAGGAAGCAAUGAAAAUUCAGCGUUCAGACAGAUUUUCAUACAAGGCAAUCAAUUUCGCUGGGGCAGUUCCAAGAUAUGCAUCAGGUUCUUUCUCUCUCUCUUAUUCUCUGCUUCGUGACGUGCUUGUUGUAUCAAUAUGCUUUUAGGCUAAAAGAGCAAUGAAAUUAUUUACAUAGUCAA